GAGUUUAUUUCGAGUGAUUUUAAUUAAACAAAAUGACUGGACGUGGAAAGGGUGGAAAGGGAUUGGGAAAGGGAGGUGCUAAGCGUCACAGGAAGGUUCUUCGUGAUAAUAUCCAAGGUAUUACUAAGCCUGCGAUUCGUCGUUUGGCUCGUCGUGGUGGUGUAAAACGUAUCUCUGGAUUGAUUUACGAAGAAACUCGAGGUGUAUUGAAAGUCUUCCUAGAAAACGUUAUUCGUGAUGCAGUAACUUAUACUGAACAUGCUAAAAGAAAGACUGUCACGGCUAUGGAUGUCGUGUAUGCAUUGAAACGCCAAGGACGUACUCUUUAUGGUUUUGGAGGUUAAUUUGUCAGAAGUGCAUAAAAUCAGCAGUGUUUGGUCAUCAUCUCAUUUUAAAAAAACCGUUAAAACGGCCCUUUUCAGGGCCACUAAAUUUUUCAACGAUAACGAACAAAUUCAUCUCUUUAUCUCAUAUAAUUAUCUAAUUAUUUAUUAAAGAAUCAUCUUAAAAUAUAUGAACAAACUAAAAUAACAAGAUGGCGACGGUUAGUGAUUCUCUCAUCAAUGUUUCGUCUAUUCAAUGUUACCCCAUAGCUCUCACUAGUUAUCCUCUUCCUAUCGAUUUGAUGGUCAUUUCGGUAAAAUAUUUUAUUUACGAAAAAGACGGGCUAUGACUAAAAUAAACUAAAACCAAGUUUCUUAUGAUUUGAACAAUAAAAAAGCUUAUCCUUUGUCAUAGUUUAUACAUUAUUCUCGAAGCUAGUGGAAAGAAAGUACAACACUCUGUUGCUAGAAGUGGCAACAUUGCUUGAAGAAUGUUACGAUUUAUAUCACACUGAAAACACUGUUGCCAUUUAGGGAUUGAUGAUGCUAUGCAAAACGCUUGUUUUAUUCUGUUUCUGACUCGUCAACAAGGUAUAGUGAAUUGAUUCUGUCCCUUUGAAAAGAAAUUUAUUUAAGUUUACUUGUAUGUUUGAAUGAAUUCUCUUGUAUCUUUAAACAAGCAAUGAAAAUUAUACGUUACUCUUUCCAUCGUUAGUCCUUUCGUUUUAUUUUUAUGCUUUGGAUAGAAAAAUUCAUCAAACGCUCGCUCAUUGAUCCUAAUAGUUGUGGUGGGGAUUUAUCGGAACUUGAGUGCACAAAACCAGUCGUCUCAGCCACCGAACAUGACAUUUCUACUGCUGCGUCGAUACGAGUAACUUCUUCGUUGUUCACAGCAAGUAUAUUUGUUACACUAUUUCGGAGACUUAUAAAGUCGUAUACAUUUAUAUUAAAUUAUUAAAGUUCUGUCUUUUUCUAUGACAAGAAUUUUCAACACGAGCUUAUUCCGUGUGAUUUUAAGUGCUCCGCCUCAACUUUUCGCUCGUGCGCUACUAAGUUCAUAACAAAGCGCUUGACUCUCGCUACCUGCUUCUUAGAUUUUUGACCUUGGGUCUUUUGUAUUGAAGAACAGAUGGGGGUGUACAGGUGUUCGAAAACUCUUUUGUUACUCAUUUCUACGAAAAUAUCAACUGUAUAGUUACUAUAAAGUACAUUAAAAUCAGUGUUAAUUCAGAUCAGUUCAGUUCAGUUUACUUCUGGAAUUCGUUCUGUGCGGAGUAAUUUAGCCUGUGAAAUAAAAUAAAAUGCAGUCUUAUCCUAAAUGUACUGACCAUGGAACGUUUCGUGCCUCAACACCACCAAAGAGGAAAUUCUAUGAUAAUCAACAUACUAAUAAUGAAGAAGAUAUCGAACCGCAGAGUAGAAGCGCGAGAAAACUCUCUAACGCUGGCGAAGAAGAUAUCCAUUAUAAUGCGCUUCAUGGGUAUCGUUUGCUUGAAUUCUUUACAGUGUUUACAGCUUUAACAGAGAUGUUGAUAUGUCGUUAUUGUAAAUUACCUGUAAAAUUUGAAGAGAGUGGCAACAGAGGGUUAGGUUUUAAAAUCGUCUUGCUGUGUAAGUGUGGUCGCAAAGACAUAAAUUCAGGACCGUUAAUUAAUGGUGGGUUUGAAAUCAAUCGCAGAAUCGUGUUUGUGAUGCGUCUUUUAGGUGUUGCUAGAGAAGGAAUCAACUUAUUUUGUAACAUGAUGGAUAUUUGUAAUGGUUUAACUGAAAGUUCCUACAACGGUAUUAUCUCGAUUAUACAUAACACUACCCAAUCUGCAUUUCGAGCUUCUACUGUAAAAGCUGUCAGUGAAGAAAAGGCUGAAAAUGAAAAGCAUGAGCGGCCAGUCAUAAAUUUAAAAGUUUCUGGGGAUGGAAUAUGGAAAAAGAGGGGUUUCAUAUCGUACGGGGUCACGACCCUUAUUGGAUAUUACUGUGGUAAAGUAAUAGAUUUAGUCGUUAAAAGUAGUUUCUGUGCAGGUUGUGCUCAUUGGAAAAAUAAAACUGAUACUGAAGAAUACCGUGAAUGGUUUGAAGAACACGAACCAUGCUGUCAAGAAAACCAUAAAAGUUCUUCUGGCGCAAUGGAAGUCGAAGCAGUUAAAGAAAUGUUUUCACGGUCUGAAGAAUUAUUUGGCGUUAAGUACGGGCACUACAUAGGAAAUGGGGAUUCAAAAACCUUCAAAGGAAUUCUCGAUUUGAAUCCGUACGGUGACGAUUUCCAAGUCGUAAAAAGCGAAUGCAUCGGCCACGUUCAGAAGAGGAUGAGUACUCGACUCCGAAAAGCUAAGACGGAUAAUCAUCUGGGAGGAAAAGAUAGUUAUUGGUCGACAAUGCAUCGCCUACAAAGACAAAAUCGAUGACCAAAUGGUGAGCCGAGAAGAUGGCCGCAGCUCUUUG
This is a messenger RNA of Polistes dominula (European paper wasp), 2762 nucleotides long. RefSeq lists its product as uncharacterized. Lineage: Eukaryota; Metazoa; Arthropoda; Insecta; Hymenoptera; Vespidae. The record is from RefSeq and is a predicted model, not a curated record.